Molecule: messenger RNA, 508 nt
Organism: Lontra canadensis (Northern American river otter)
Lineage: Eukaryota; Metazoa; Chordata; Mammalia; Carnivora; Mustelidae
Gene: APOC2
Product: apolipoprotein C2
Exons: 4
Coding region: 54-359 (101 amino acids)
Biological process (GO): positive regulation of phospholipid catabolic process; high-density lipoprotein particle clearance; negative regulation of very-low-density lipoprotein particle clearance
Cellular component (GO): low-density lipoprotein particle; intermediate-density lipoprotein particle; chylomicron
Molecular function (GO): phospholipase binding; lipid binding; lipoprotein lipase activator activity
Source: RefSeq, a predicted model, not a curated record
UGAGGACAGCCUGCCAGAGCCAGCCUUCUCAGCGUUCCAGGUCUUCUGAAGCUAUGGGCACCCGAUACCUCCUGGUUCUGGUUCUUGUCCUCCUGGUCUUGGGAUGUGAGGUCAGCGGGGCCCACAUGCCCCAGCAAGAUGAAGCCGCCAGCCCUGCCCUGCUCACUCAGUUACAAGAAUCACUCUAUGGCUACUGGGGUUCAGCCAGAUCGGCCGCCCAGGAGCUGUACGAGAAGACAUACCUGACCACCAUGGAUGAGAAAAUCAGGGACCUAUACACCAAAAGCACAGCAGCUAUGAGCACUUACGCAGGGAUUUUCAGUGACCAGUUACUUUCUAUGCUGAAGGGAGACCAGUAGCAGCUGGGGCCCCGACCGGGGGGGAAGGGAGAGUCCAGACCCCACAACCCCUUGGCUCCUCUGCCCUGCCCCCCACUUCUCAGCAGCUGUCAGCAUCCUGCUCCCAACACUAGUCUGUCUUCUUACAAAUAAAUUAAUGUACAAAGCCA